GACCUUCUCCUGCCGCGCUCUACAGAGAGAGAGAGAGAGAGAGAGCGAGAGAGAGAGGGCGCUAAAGAAAAGAUCGGGAUCGACGAAGCCAGGCGAAUCGCCGGCGAAGAGAAGCGAGCGGAAGAUUUCGCCAUUCUGCCGGAAGUCAGCAUCAGGUUCAAAAUAAAUGUCCCCAAAGCCUAUUAUUGGCUAAAACCAGAACAAUUCUUCAAUUCAUGGACAAAAACUAGAAUCUUGUAACAGGACAAUGGACUCAAAUAAUGUAGAGAACAACAAUAGUUCUAAUUCGACUUCAAGACAACGCUUACGCUGGACAAAUGAGCUCCACCAACGUUUUGUAGAUGCGAUAACACAGCUUGGUGGACCAGAUAGAGCAACUCCUAAAGGAGUCCUUCGAAUCAUGGGUGUGCCUGGACUAACUAUUUAUCAUGUUAAGAGUCAUUUACAGAAAUAUCGGCUUGCAAAGUACGUGCCUGACUUUUCAGCUGAUGGUACAAUAUCAGAAAGAAAAGAUGUAGAGGACUUGAUUUCUGGACUUGGAAGCACUUCUGGGGUGCAAAUUAAUGAAGCACUUAAAAUACAGAUGGAGGUGCAAAAACGGCUUCACGAACAAUUAGAGAUUCAAAGACAAUUACAGCAAAGAAUUGAAGCCCAAGGUGAGUACCUUAAAAAGAUAAUCGAAGAGCAGGAGCGCAUUAGCAGCGCAUUGGCUGAAACAUCCGGAGCCAGGAGGGCUGCUCCUAUCUCAAAUGAUCUCUGCCUUGAUUCAGAUAAGACUGACCCCUCAACCCCAGUGCCAAACUCUGAAUCCCUUGAAGAAGACCAAUCAGCUAGUUGCAGCCACGAGGCCACCUGCAGGCUAUUCCAAGGCCUCUCAAAUGAUUCAUUGUCUUCUGCCCGCGAGCCAACGACCCCUGAUUCAGGUGACCAUUCUAAUUCUCCUUACAGGGAGACAGGUCAAGCAGCAUCGCCACAGCCACCCUUUUAGCCAGGGAAAUCAGAGUUGCUGUAAUAACAUCAGGUAUUUGAAUCAACUUCAGAUCGAGAUAUCCAAUUGACUGGCAUUCAAUUCAUUGGAUUACUCCGACUUGCAAUGAUGUCACUGUUCAACUGAAUAUAGAAAAUGGACAGACCCAUUCAAGGUUAUCUUCUUUAUCUUUAGAACUAGGAAAGAAUGUGUUUGUGAUAUCUCACUCUUGUGGGAAGUAGCCAUAGUGUGAUGCUACCGUUGCCUCGCUGCAAACCUCGUAUUCUUGUAUAAUCUUUUACAUCUCAUUCCUGAACAUUAUUAUUGUCUAUGAUAAUCUUUCUGACUGAUCUACCAACCUUUGAACUAUGUAACAACCAUACUGUUGUUUUGAUGGAGUCUCUUUUUCAA
Molecule: messenger RNA, 1378 nt
Organism: Zingiber officinale
Lineage: Eukaryota; Viridiplantae; Streptophyta; Magnoliopsida; Zingiberales; Zingiberaceae
Product: myb family transcription factor PHL7-like
Exons: 7
Coding region: 248-988 (246 amino acids)
Molecular function (GO): DNA-binding transcription factor activity; DNA binding
Source: RefSeq, a predicted model, not a curated record